This is a messenger RNA of Striga asiatica, 504 nucleotides long. The record is from the annotation of a GenBank genome assembly. Lineage: Eukaryota; Viridiplantae; Streptophyta; Magnoliopsida; Lamiales; Orobanchaceae.
AUGACCAAACCAGAUCCGGGCUUUGUGGCCGUUAGCGUAUGCUCGUCAAUCCACCCUUUGAAAACAGAACCGAAUGAUCCUUCCCCAAGAAUAUGGUCUGAUCUAAAUGGAUUUACUGCUGCAUUACCAACCCAAUUUAAGGUGAAGUUAUCCUUUACUCAAAAAGGCGAAAUUGGGGCGCCUUUACACGAAUUGGUGAGGACGAAUUUUGGUGUGAGUGAGGGAGGAGAAAUUGAAAGUCUCCCCGAGUCCUCGGGCGUCAUCAGUAAUGUAUUGACGCUGAAGACUCUUCAGUCCCUUGUGAUCGUUCGCCUUCUUCAUGAGUUUGUAGAUGGUGAACGACUGUUGCAGCGGUUUGCGGCCGUUGGCGUUUUUAUCACUGGCGAGCCCGGUCGUCCGGGUGAUGAGGAGAGUCAGUCGUCAGAAGGAGAGAAAGAGAGUGUCGUGCUCGUCGUUGGAGGCCGGAGGGAAGGACAGCGCGUCGGAGACAACUCGCCGGCAUAA